Molecule: messenger RNA, 2107 nt
Organism: Cyprinodon variegatus (sheepshead minnow)
Lineage: Eukaryota; Metazoa; Chordata; Actinopteri; Cyprinodontiformes; Cyprinodontidae
Gene: cnpy2
Product: protein canopy homolog 2-like
Exons: 6
Coding region: 146-700 (184 amino acids)
Cellular component (GO): endoplasmic reticulum
Source: RefSeq, a predicted model, not a curated record
GCGGGGGCGCUGUCCGGUAAGUGAGCAGCUUUGACCGGCGGAGAAGCUGCUCCGUUGCUACGUCACCAUAUUUCAUCGGAUGCCAUAAAACAGCGUGGAAAAGCCUGGAAGUUUUACCCUAAAAGCUGCCAGAAUUAGAGACAGAAUGAGGGAAGCUGCUGUGCUGCUCGCAUCCUGUGUAGCUGUGUGUCUCCUCCCGAGCUUCAGUCUGUCCGCCAGACAAGGGCAGGACCUCCGAUGUGGAGCAUGCAGGGCUCUGGUCGAUGAGAUGGACUGGGCCAUAUCCCAGAUAGACCCAAAGAAGAUGAUCCAGACCGGAUCGUUCAGGAUCAACCCGGAUGGGAGUCAGUCCAUCAGAGAGGUUCCUCUGGCCCGCUCUGAGGGAAACCUCCUUGAGCUGAUGGAAAGAGUCUGUGAGAGGAUGGAGGACUAUGGAGAGCGCACAGAUCCAUCUACAAACAGGAAGUCCUACAUCAGGGUCAAGUCUCGCACCGGGGAGCCAAUGGACCUCUCAGAGGCCGCCCUGGACUCCAGAGUCACAUCCAGUUUAAAAUUUGCAUGUGAAACGAUUGUUGAACACCACGAAGAUGAACUUAUUGAAUUCUUUUCUCAUGAAACGGAUAACGUCAAAGACAAGCUCUGCAGUAAAAGGACAGACCUCUGUGACCACGCCUUAAACAUUCCCCACGAUGAACUUUGAUGUUCCCCCGUCAGAGCCACGGACUCUGACACAAACGGAAACAUUGGGUGCUGUAAUUUCUCGGGACGUUGCCUCAAGAUGUAAACAAAUCUUCUUUUUUUUAUACGAGAUAACAGAAUUUAGGAGCACUUUUAGUUAAAUUAUGCUGUUGUUUGGUUACCCCUCUGCUGUACUGUAUAUUUAUCCAUUCUUUCUCUGGUCUACCUGUCAAACACUCCAACAUUAGACUCAGACUGUGAACAUUAAGUGUUAAUAAAGUGUCCUUGACUGAUUUCCUUCUCUCUGUGAAAGACAAGACUCAACAGCUAUGGAGUAAAUUUUGUACCAAUAUUGUUGCCAACGAAGAACUUGAACAGAAAUUAGAGGGAACAAUUGCAAUCCAAGAAUAAAAGUUUGAAAAACUUAGUCAAAAAAGGUUUUGUGAGUACCUCUUUUAAACAUUUUAUUCAUAUUUAAUUUUUUCAAACCUAAUUUUUUAUCCCCCAUUUUAUUUUUUUAAAUUUCUAUUUUUCAGAUUGAGUUUUAUAAAUUGCCUUCUUCCAGACUGAUUUGCAAUAUUCACUUCAAGCCCGAUACAAGCACUCACUAAUGACUAAUGCAAUGUUGUUACUAACAUCCAGCAGACCAAUAGAAAUGCGUCUUCAGUCCUCGAUGCAGAGGAAAGCCCCGCCCCCAGAAUUGAACAGAAUAUGAUCUGCAAAACACAAUUGGUAAAAUUCAGUCUGAAAAAGGGAUAUUUGAAACAAAGUUUAACAUGAAAAUAUAAAACUUGUUGAAAAAUUAUAUUUAAAAAAAAUUAUUUAGAAAAAAUAACAUUUUAAAGUAAAUAUCAAAUCUGAUAAAUAUGUAAAGUUGAUCUCAAAACUGCUUUUUAUUAAAGGGGUCUUUUUUUUUUUUUUUUUUUAGUUGAAUUUUUCAUUUUUGCAUUGCUUUUAUUUUUUCCUCCGAUUUGCAAAACACUUUCUUUACUUGCAAUAAUAAUGGAACAACAUUCACUCCAUAGGUUUCUCUAAUCCAGAUAAAUGGUUCGUAAGGAAGAAAAACUCUGACAAAGUCCUGUCACUGUUUUAUCUCCAACAGGAUAAAACAUAAAAACUUCAAACAGUUAAAGUGGGGUUUUUUUCAGUUUGUCUUGAGAUUUGUUUUCCCUUUAAAAAGCUGUUGGAUUCUCAGUGGCAUGUUGUUUAGUUAUUUAAAAAUAAAAUGAUCAAGAUCUUUUUUUUAUAACAUUUUUAUCGACAUUAUUAAAUAAUCGGUUUACAUCCAAGUGUGAGAAUUUGUAAUAAAAUAUCCAGCCUUUAGUGAUCCUGUUUCAUGGUCAGUUAUUCAUAAAUGACCAGAUCUCCUUUAUUAAUGUGACAUUUUUUCAUCAUUAUUUAAUUAAAACACUGUCUUUGGUGACAAUAA